AAACCUUGAAACGCGUCAUCUUCGUUUUCAAACUUCAAUUCCCUUUUCAUUUCCUCGUUGACCGACGACAGCCACCAGCCACCAACUCCACCACCACCCUCCGCCGUGUUCAGCUCUGAAGGUUUUCAUAAGUUUGCAGUUCGCAUGCUCGACGCUUUGCCCCAGUAAUCAGAGCGUAAUUCUCUUCUCUGUCUCUUUCUACUCUUAACCUUUUCAACUUUUAGGGCAUGUCUGUUUCUGGAAAAUUAUAGAGAGAGAAAAUUGGAAGUGGGAAACUGAAAAGGUUGGAUUUUUUAGGGUUGUUUGUACUCUGUAUGCUCGUUUGACCUUUAAGUAUUUAUAAAGAAAAAAAUUGAAAACUUUUUUCUUUUUGGAAGAGUUCAGUAAUAUAUGGUAUCUGGGAUUUGAAUAUUCUGUGGGAAGAAUAAGUUGUUUAUUGAGAUUUCCGUGGUUACUUUUGUGAACUGAAGCAGAAGUUUUGGCUGGAGUUGAAGCUGGUUGAUGUAUGGGUAUCACUGUCUGCGGUGAUAUUUCUUUAAUUUCAAGUGUAGGGUUUCUUGUUAUCAAACUUGUAGAGGGUCUUUCGCAGUGAUAUAAAAUUUGAGUUGCAUUAUAUAAUUCCUUUUUAGUUGAAGUGUUGUAAAAGAGGGAUUUAAAGAUAAAAUCUUUUGGAGUUCGGUGAUUGUCUUGAAGUUAUUGAGAUGGAUAAUAGGAAUCCAGAUCAUUUGGGUGUGAAUAAAUUUGGGAAGAAUAUCAAGAAGAGUCCUAUACACCAACCCAAUUUCAACAACACAAAUAGUGCUCGGCCACAACCUCAACCUCAGGUUUAUAAUAUUAACAAGAAUGAUUUUCGGAGCAUUGUUCAGCAACUGACAGGUUCACCUUCUCAAGAGCCUCCACCUAGACCUCCUCAGAAUCCUUCAAAGCCUCAGAGUAUGAGAUUACAAAAGAUUCGGCCACCGCCUCUGACUCCAAUAAAUCGUUCCCAAAUUCCAAUCCACCCUCCUGCACAGGUCCCAGCCCCUGCCCAAUCUGCAGGAGGUGUUCCUUACCAUAACACUAUUGUGAGACCGCCUCACUAUGGUCAGCCGUCACCCUCUAUGUUACCACCCACUCCUGGAGAUGUAUGGACAAAUACAGCUGAGUCUCCAAUUUCAGUUUAUAUGCGUUAUCUUCAAAAUUCAAUAAUAGAUUCUGGGCCUAGACAAGCACAAUUUCAAGGUCCUGGUCAUUUUCAAGCACAUCCACCAUCAUCUGGUUUACUACCUAAUCCUUCAAUGCCACUUCUUCCAUCUCCUAGAAUGAAUGGCCCACCCCCUCUUCCAUCCCCACGUUUGAAUGGUCCUCCUCCACCUCUUCCUUCCCCGGGAAUAAAUGGGCCUCCUCCUUUGCCUUCACCGACUUCUCAGUAUCUUUUGCCAUCACCCACUGGCUUUUUGAACUUGUUAUCUCCCCGGUCCCCUUAUCCAUUGCUUUCUCCGGGUAUGCAUCAUCCUCCACCACUUACACCAAAUUUCUCCUUCUCUCCCAUGGCCCAGCCUGGGAUUUUAGGCCCGGGACCACAAUUUCCUCCUUCUCCUGGUUAUGGAUUUCCUUUGUCACCUUCCGGGUUCUUCCCCAUUUCAAGUCCAAGAUGGAGGGAUCAAUAAUGCUAGGAAGAGAGCUGCUGACUUUGGAUGGCACCUUUGAUCUGAUUCUUUGCUUUGAGUUCUGUCGUGGUGGCAGACCUCCCGCAAAUUGAAGCUUUUUCCCUGUGGAUAUGCAGUGUAUCCUAGCAAAAUAGUUUGUAGCAGAUGUAUCUCUUUAUUUGCAUAGCGCUUUGAACAUGUAGUACAUUUAGCAACUCAACUGGACAGUUGAAAAGGUCUGUAGCUUGUUAGAUGAUGGUUUAUUCAAUUUAUAUGUAGCUGGCAAGGUUCUUGUAUUCUUUGUAAUAUCACCUUUGGGAUCAAAUAUUUUGGUUUUUGUUAAUCUUCUUCCUCUCGUGUAGAUUAAUUAUCUGCUCAUUGUGUCA
This is a messenger RNA of Nicotiana tabacum (common tobacco), 2014 nucleotides long. Lineage: Eukaryota; Viridiplantae; Streptophyta; Magnoliopsida; Solanales; Solanaceae. The record is from RefSeq and is a predicted model, not a curated record.